CCAACUGCCGACAGACCCACGGACCGGCCGACCGUGCAAGCGGCACUCUACAACCGCUCCGCUCGGCUCCGAGACGCAGGGAGCCCUCGCUGCACCAGGGAAGCCUCAUCCACCCACCAUCUUGAAGCCAAGAUGUCGAGCAAACGGGCCAAGGCCAAGACCACCAAAAAGCGGCCUCAGAGGGCCACAUCCAAUGUCUUUGCGAUGUUUGAUCAGUCCCAGAUCCAAGAGUUCAAAGAGGCCUUCAACAUGAUUGACCAGAACCGCGACGGCUUCAUUGACAAGGAGGACUUGCAUGACAUGCUGGCAUCACUUGGGAAGAACCCCACUGAUGAGUACCUGGAGGGCAUGAUGAGCGAGGCCCCGGGGCCCAUCAACUUCACCAUGUUCCUCACCAUGUUUGGGGAGAAGCUGAACGGCACAGACCCCGAGGAUGUGAUCCGCAAUGCUUUCGCCUGCUUCGAUGAGGAGGCCUCAGGUGUCAUCCAUGAGGACCACCUCCGGGAGCUGCUCACCACCAUGGGUGACCGCUUCACAGAUGAAGAAGUGGACGAGAUGUACCGGGAGGCGCCCAUUGAUAAGAAAGGCAACUUCAACUACGUGGAGUUCACCCGUAUCCUCAAACAUGGGGCCAAGGACAAAGACGAUUAGGCCACCCCAGUCCCUGCCAAAGGCCAGGCCCAUGUCCAGUCACCUGCUCCACACACACACUUGUCUGCACCAGUUCCUGCCUAGAACCUCUCAGAGGCUCCUCCCACUGAGGGGUUGGGGGCCAGUCCCCAGCAGAAGAAACCCGCCAAGAGAGCACAGUGCCAGACAAGGGGCACACAGCCAACAUGAGGCAGGUACCCACCAUGCCCCUCCAAGGAAGGCCCACCUCCUAGGGAGCUGAGCCAGACGGCAGCACCAAGGAAUGUCCUCAAAAAAACCCAGGCCUCAGUUGCAGCCUGCCCCUACAGGAAGGGCCUGUGUCCUGGUCUGCAGGGCAGGAGAGCCCUCCAAGCCACUGCCACGAACACCAGCCUCACCAGGACCCCCUCUCAGCCCACAGGACCAGACCCCUUGCCCAACACCUUGUCCAGCAGAAUAAUACACACACCCCCACACACUGGACAUGUGCUCCAGAGAAUGCUGAACUGUGGAUAUUUGCCCCAGGAGCAGCAGAAUCUCUAAUAGAAGGAUGAACACUG
Messenger RNA from Condylura cristata (star-nosed mole), 1190 nucleotides. It is a transcript of the gene MYL9, whose product is annotated as myosin, light chain 9, regulatory. Lineage: Eukaryota; Metazoa; Chordata; Mammalia; Eulipotyphla; Talpidae. The transcript has 4 exons. The record is from RefSeq and is a predicted model, not a curated record. Gene Ontology annotation, biological process: platelet aggregation; myofibril assembly. Gene Ontology annotation, molecular function: calcium ion binding. Gene Ontology annotation, cellular component: myofibril; cytoplasm; stress fiber. Bases 133 to 651 code for a protein of 172 amino acids.